AUGUGGCGCUUUCGGUGCGUCGCGACCGGCGUCGAGGUCGACGCGUCGCGCGAGCUCGAGCUGGGCCGGCGCCACGUCCUCUCGGACGACGCAUCGUCCAACGUCUCGCGCGUCCAGGUCGCGCUCGAAGGGAGCGACGCCGGCGUGGCUGUCGAGGGCCGUGGCCGCAAUGCAACGCUCUGGCGCCGCGACGGCGAAGUGGGCUGGCGGAAGCUGUGCGCGGGCCAGCGGGCAACGCUGCGCCACGGCGACAGCCUCGCGCUCGACGGCUCGGAGGCGAGCCGCCGCUCCGUCUUUGUGCUGCAGCAGAGGGAGCCCUCCGUGCUGCCCUCGCCCAAGCGGCCGCGCCCUUCGCCGCAGACGGAGCCGGCGGAGCGGCUCCCAUCGCCGCCGGCGGCAAGGGUACCACCAGCCUCCUCGCCGGGCGCGGACGGUUUCACCACCGCCGCCGCCGCCGUCGCCCCCGCCGCCCCUGCCGCCACCUCGGGCGGCGGCAAGUUGCCGCGGCCGGCCGGCGGCUCUCUCAAGGCGCUCACGAUCAAGCAGCCGUUUGCCUCUGCGAUCAUGGCGGGCGUCAAGCGGGUGGAGAACCGGAGCUGGGCGCCCAACCUGCCGCCCAGCGGGCUGUGGGUCGCAGUGCACGCCGCCGCCUCGUUCCACCCCUCGGGUCCGGAGCUCGACGCACUGCGGUCCGCCUGGCCGGCGAAGAAGCCGCCCGAGGCGCGCUCUAGCCGGGAGGACGCGUCCACGACGCGCGCGAUCCUCGGGUUGAUGCACGUGCGUGACGUGCUCCCCGUCGCGCGCUGCUCCGCCGACCCACUCGCCCAUGGCCCAAAGUGCUGGCGCAUCGACGCCGUCCACAGGCUCGAGAGGCUGGAGCAGUGCUUCGGAGUCAUGGACGAGGCGCUCGCGAAGGCGGUCGCCGCGAUGGCGCAGAAUCUGCGAGCCGCCCAGCGCGAGGCUGUCCCCACGACCGGCGUUGCCACAACUCUUGACGGUCUUUGUGGCGUGGGCGGCGCCCGGCUGCCGUGGGAGGAGGAGUGGCACGCGUUUGCCGACGCUCAGGCAAAAGCCAAGGUAAAGAUUGCAGCUCCUCCGGACUCGGCGCUGGACUCGGUUGCGACGGCAAAGGAGUGCAAGCUCGACGCCGGCGCUGCGACUGCGACCGCUGACGGCACCACCGUGCCUUCAGUAACAACUGGCUCUGACCGUUCCGAUGGGCACAGCCCUCUGCGUGGGCCUUUGCCUGUGCAGCAAGGCAUGGACGACGCGACCACGAGACGACGCGACGAGGAGGAGCCGUCCUCCACCGACGAGGAGGAGCCGUCCAAGGCGACGGAGGCGCACAAGGCGGUGGAUCUGGGAAAGCAGAUCCUCGGCGGCAACCAAGAUCUCUCCCGCCUCAUCAAGAUCUGA
Emiliania huxleyi CCMP1516 is the source of this 1416-nucleotide messenger RNA. RefSeq lists its product as hypothetical. The record is from RefSeq and is a predicted model, not a curated record. Bases 1 to 1416 code for a protein of 471 amino acids. The transcript is spliced from 6 exons. Lineage: Eukaryota; Haptophyta; Isochrysidales; Noelaerhabdaceae.